CCAACCUCAAGUUUCCGAGACCCUGGAUGCCGCCUAGAAGUGCUCCUAUUAUCACCCCUGUUGCCUGCGUGCCAAAGAAUGAGCAUAAGUAGUAAUAUAUUGCAGCCGGGUACCCUUCUCUUCCGGAGUUACCCCCCUUCUGCCCAAUCCCGACCUACGCCAAAUCUUGCACCGAAGCGGGUACUAUGGAACUUCAAAGCCUUGAGUUGACAGUUGAAGAUAUUUUGAAUUUCCAUCGUGGCUGGAUUACGGAAUUGUAUGUUCAAGUCAAAAAGACAGCAACGGAGAUAGUCGCGCUCUUGCAUGAGGAGCGUCACCUCUUUGUCACGCUUGCACAGAUUCAACGUUGUAUCGAAGAAUGGAACCUCGUUCAACUUCCAGCCGACGAAAUUUCUGUGCCUUCGCCGUCACCUACGCUUUCAGAUGACUGGGAGUUUGUCUCCAUACCACCCAAAUCUGAGGCCGUUCCACGAACUGUUCCACAAGCUUCGUACACACCGAGUGAUCCAGCCCAAGUCUUCGAAUACAACCAAAAGCCUUUGCCUUCUAUACCUACCCAAAAGAUCGCCCAAAAGUCUUCCAAGAUCCAGAAGAGGAGACCUUCAUCAACCACGGACCGUCUCAAACUCACUUGCCAUCACGGCCCAACACUAUUCGAUGUACACGAAGUACAGACCAGGCUUGAGUUGAUUCCGAAUGGGACUUCGCCCAUAGAUAGGUAUACUCAGGAUGAACAGACCCAUGAGCGGAUUGCUCUCGGUCUGGAAGAGGAGGAGAAGGAAGAGGAUGUUGUUAUGCAUCCCUGGCGACGAGCAGCAGAUUCUAAAACGAGGGGAGCAAGAGAAGAAAAACGAGUCAGGAAAAUUGACGAGACCAGGAGGCCGAAGAAUAAUAAGGAUGCUACCAAUGACGAACUUCCUGCCAGCCGCGAAAGCAAUGGGAAGCGGAAGCGUGAGCCACAGCAACGGCCACGGCCAAGCGAAGACGAGCAGGAAAGUCCAAAACGGAAGAAGACGCCUCCCUCGUCGCCGGACGAGGCAUGAUCUUCGGCAUAACAAAAGUUAUUGGUUUCUUUGAAAGGUAUUUCAGCGAGCGAGUUUUCAAAUGUCGGUUGUUAGGAAUUCAAUACCGGAGUCGGGGUCGGGUCACGGAUGCGGGAAUGUAACAACAAAAAGGGAACACUGAUGCCAUGGCGAUGGAAAAAUCUUGCAUUAUUUCUUCUUUUAUUUCAGUCAUUAUCAUGAUAGAUGAGUUUUUCGUUACCAGAGGAAAUGAGAACCUUCUC
Messenger RNA from Hyaloscypha bicolor E, 1285 nucleotides. RefSeq lists its product as uncharacterized. Bases 186 to 1043 code for a protein of 285 amino acids. The transcript is spliced from 2 exons. NCBI's taxonomy places the organism in Eukaryota, Fungi, Ascomycota, Leotiomycetes, Helotiales, Hyaloscyphaceae. The record is from RefSeq and is a predicted model, not a curated record.